This is a messenger RNA of Acipenser ruthenus (sterlet), 2751 nucleotides long. RefSeq lists its product as uncharacterized. The transcript is spliced from 3 exons. NCBI's taxonomy places the organism in Eukaryota, Metazoa, Chordata, Actinopteri, Acipenseriformes, Acipenseridae. Bases 297 to 1961 code for a protein of 554 amino acids. The record is from RefSeq and is a predicted model, not a curated record.
AGUUGGAAAUUGCCAAUUUCACAUGAAACAUCUUUAAAAAAUUUAAAAAAUCAGACAACUUAAACACCAGAUCAGAGAGAACAGCUAACGUAUUACAUUUUAAGUAACUAUAUCACUUUUCAGUGAAAACUAACAAAACAAAACUAUAUCGCAGAGACGGACUGCCAGCACUUCAUCGAGCUUCAGGAAGUGCUGAACAAACCUGGAAUCCCCCGAAUGGUCGGGUGGUAAACACUGAAAUCUGUUACUUUUAACAACUAUCUUGUGUGAAGGACGGGCUUCGAAUCCAGCAGACCAUGGCAACAUCUGGAGUGAUGCCAGCAGCAGUAGGAGCAGCAGUAGGAGCUGCAAUAGGAAUCCCAGUAGGGUCUGCAGUCCGAACCGUGAUAGGAGCCGUGGUGGGAGCAAUAGUAGGGUAUGCAGUCCCAGGGAUACAUGCAGGUGGAGAAAGAACACAAGAAUCCAUAGUAGCAGCAAUAGGAGCAGCAGUGGGGACCAUCAUAGGAUCUGUGCUAGGAUGGGUGGCUGGAGUGGGUACAGCAUUAGCAGUUGUCAUAGCACUGUUACUCAAAUCAGGAAUGGAAAUAAAUGAAAUGCGUGACCAAGGAAAAAAAGAAAUACAUGCUAAAAUAGAUGAUUUAGUGAAAGUGACAAGGAUGGCAAGGGAAAUUGCAGUGGAAGUAGCGAUUGGAGCAGCACUGGGGGUCGUGGUGGGAGCAGGCAUGGGGGCUCUUAUACCCGCAGUGGCGGCAGCAGCAGCAGCAGCAUCUGGAGCUGUGUCUGCAAGGAGAGCAGGAACAGCAGCAGCUGCAGGGGCAGCAGUCGGAGCGGCAGUAGGUGCAGUGAUGGGGAUAGGGGCAGGAAUAGCCAUUGUAUUAGCUGUCAUAGUAUCACUGUUUGUAAAAGCAGAAGUAAAGAGGGAUAAUAUUGUGGAAUCAGUACAAAAACUAGUGAAACACAUAAGUGUAGAUGUGCUGGUAUUAAAAGAAACUGUAGCUUCAGGAGAGACACAAGGAGGAGUGGGAGCUUUUUUAAUGUCAGCAGUUACAGUAGCAGGAGCAGCUGUGUUAGUGGGAGGGUUUUUCGCAUCAUUGCUAGGAUCGUUUGGAACAUUUGGAACACUUUUUGUUUCCUCAGGGCUAGCAGGAGUAGCAGCAGCAGCAGCUGGACUUCUGCAAAAUGCAAUAAGGGCAGCAGUCGAGGCAGGAAAAGGAUUAUUAGAAAAAGCAGCAGAUUUAGUAAAAAGGGCUUUUGAAGAGCUUAAAAAAGUACUAGAGGAAACAUUAGAAGUAUUGAAAGACGCUGUAGAAGUAUUAAAGAAAACAUUUUGUGCCGUUUUAUCAUUUUUAAAAGCUGCUUUGAUAGCAAAAUGUGCAGCAUCAAGUGUGUUCUCAUUAAUGGCAAUUAUAGAUCUAAUAAAAUGGAUAAAAAGACUAAUGGAAUUAAUAGCAGUGAUAGCGGGAGCAGUGGCAGCGGCAGGAGCUGCAGCAGUAGGAGCCGUGGUAGGGGCAGCAUUAGGAGCACCACUAGGGAUCUUAUUCGGAGCAGCAGUGGCAGCUGUGGGGGCACAUGUAUUUGGAGCAGCUAUAGUAGCAGGUGUACAGGCAUUAAGAAAAGUGGUCGAAACCGUGGCACCAAAAGUCGUGACUGAAAAAGUUCAACUCCUAAAAAUAGCACCAGAAUUAGCGGCAACAAUAGGAUCGCUGGCAGGAGACGUGGCACGGGCAGCCUUGGGCCCCGUUCUAGAAGCAAUAGAAGGGAACGUGAGGAAAGGAGUCUCUCGAGGGAUAGUGCCAGCAGGAGCAGCUCUUGGGGCAGCCGCGGGGGUGCCACUAGGGUCAGUGGUGGGAAUGGUAAUAGCAGUAGGAGUCGUGGUGUCAGUAAAAGCAGAAAAAGAAAAAAGCCAAGCUGAAGCUGUAGCAACAAACAGCUGUAGUGUGAAUGACAAAAAGGGGAAGUAACAGUUUCAACACAGUCUAUCUGAUUGAUAUCAGCAACUCAAUGGAAUAUUACCAAGAAUGAUCAUCCCAUUCACAUGGGUCAGUAGCACGGGCUGUAAGUUCUCAAUGACUUGUAUGUAUUGUAGGCAAGUCAAUGCUUUUAGUAACAAAAUAAUCAGUAACCAGCUGCAGUUUAUAGAGCAAUAUUAUAAGAUAAAAACACUUCCAGCGGAGUACAUAUCAUUAGCUUUGCACAUGUAACAGUACGAGCAGCAGAACAACAAGAGGAGGAUCAGUGGGGGCAGCAGGAUCUGUAUCCGGACAGUGGGAGCAGCAGAGUCUGUAUCAGGACAGUAGGAACAGCAGAAUCUGUAUCCGGACAGUGAGAGCAGCAGAGUCUGUAUCAGGACAGUGAGAGCAGCAGACUCUGUAUCAGGACAGUGGGAGCAACAGAAUCUGUAUCAGGACAGUAGGAACAGCAGAAUCUAUAUCCGGACAGUGGGAGCAGCAGGAUCUGUGUCAGGACAGUGGGAGCAGCAGGAUCUGUAUCAGGACAGUGGGAGCAGCAGGAGCAAGAUCUGCAUCAGAGAGCAAAAUCCUGAACAUCCCAGGAAGAAGAUCCAGAAAGGGGGGUCUGAUCACAGUCAUGGACACACCCUAGUCUCUGUAAGUCACCUUGGAUAAAAGCGUCUGCUAAAUAAACAAAUGUUUUAUUUAUAUAAAGUGUGUGUACAAAUGUAUAUGUAUUUCUGAGUAUAAAACCUUUAAAACUGGGCUGCACAGGAACGGGUUUAUGAACUGGAUCACUUGA